Zingiber officinale is the source of this 293-nucleotide messenger RNA. Its product is annotated as sucrose synthase 2-like. Gene Ontology annotation, molecular function: sucrose synthase activity. Gene Ontology annotation, biological process: sucrose metabolic process. The transcript is spliced from 2 exons. The coding region runs from base 10 to 273 and encodes 87 amino acids. The record is from RefSeq and is a predicted model, not a curated record. NCBI's taxonomy places the organism in Eukaryota, Viridiplantae, Streptophyta, Magnoliopsida, Zingiberales, Zingiberaceae.
GGCAAGGGUAUGCUGCAACCCCACCAGUUGUUGGCUGAGUAUGGAGCUACUUUUUCUGAAGCCGAUAAGGAAAAACUGAAGGAUGAAGCCUUUGAGGAUGUUAUCAAGGCAGCACAGGAAGCCAUUGUUAUUCCUCCAUGGGUUGCUUUGGAUAUUCGACCUAGGCCUGGAUUCUGGGAAUACGUCCGGGUCAAUAUCAGUGAGCUCGCUGUGGAGGAGUGGGCUAUUCCAGAAUAUUUGCAUUUCAAGGAGGAACUUGCUGAUGGAAGGUAGGUGAAGCUAAGACCUGUAUC